This is a messenger RNA of Colletotrichum godetiae, 4864 nucleotides long. RefSeq names its product Non-repetitive/WGA-negative nucleoporin C-terminal-domain-containing protein. The transcript is spliced from 3 exons. Gene Ontology annotation, biological process: poly(A)+ mRNA export from nucleus; protein import into nucleus; transcription-dependent tethering of RNA polymerase II gene DNA at nuclear periphery. Gene Ontology annotation, cellular component: nuclear pore outer ring. The coding region runs from base 220 to 4398 and encodes 1392 amino acids. Gene Ontology annotation, molecular function: protein binding; structural constituent of nuclear pore. The record is from RefSeq and is a predicted model, not a curated record. NCBI's taxonomy places the organism in Eukaryota, Fungi, Ascomycota, Sordariomycetes, Glomerellales, Glomerellaceae.
AUAUUUGCUAAAUCCGCUCUGCCACUUGCGUCCACCGUUUCCGACCUCCGCUUUCCCUCACAAAUUGAGAAUACCUUAGGCCACAGAAUCCAUCCAUCCUCGAAAUGUUUUUCUGAUUGACACCGGCCCAUCCACACGAACAUCUUCACCAUUACGGCGACCGCGACGACCACAAACCCCCAUCAACCAUCUCGCGCUCGGUCGCUCGACAACAUCACCAUGUUUUCUCCCUCCACGAACGAGGGCGGUCCCGCCACCGCGACGCGAAGCAGAAGAAGGCAGCGACCGGCUAGUAACGAAAGCCUCGCCCAGCAACCCAAAGCUAAGCGCCAACGUCUGCCUCUUACCGAGCAGACCUUCGUCAAUCCAGAUGUGUCCGCGCCCACAGGCCCCGAGAUGUACGAAGUCAAGUCUGACAAAGUUGCGACGCUCGACACACGCCAGGACGGCAUCGAAAACCAGAAUCCCAUCACACCUACCCCGAGAAAAGAGCUCAGCGUGCGCGCAAAGAAGCCCAAGGGAGGCGACAGACCAACCAAGGGCGAUGGAAGUGUUGUUUUGACGACGAACAACGCAUACACCGUGAGCAAAUUGCCAGCACUGCCAGAUCGCCUACGCGCAGAUGCAUCAGCCCAGCAACAGGCCGAUAUUUUCUCGAACCGCUACGCCCUUAGCCUUAGCCAUACUCAUGCGAUUGUUUGGCCUUAUACGGAUCCCUCCCAAUCCCCCGAGACAUUCACUUUCACCCUCCCGUAUCCUUCAAAACACACAUCGGAACCUCUGCCAUUGGGAUGUCUCGUCUCUCCAUCGGCCUCAUCGACGGAGCCCGGCCUGGUUGUUGUUAUGCCCAUUAGCGGUAAGAUCGCGUAUUGGGAAUCCAUCACGAGCGCCGCGACCUUGGAUUUCAUGAAGAAACAGCGAAAUGGCGUGGAAGGAUCGAUAUCAGGCAUGUUUUCUGGCGAGAAAGUCAUACAAAUCACAAACGCCGAGUCCGCCGGAUUUGUUCUGGCCUUUAGCAGUGGCCGACUAGCCUACAUGAGUGUCCGAGACAGCCACGGCAGACCCACGAUUUCGGUCCAAUUCCUUCGAACAAACCUGGGAUCUACAGCUGGUGGAAUUUUCGGCAGCAUUCGUCACGCCUUGACGCAGACGGCAGGGCGCGGGGAUAUCGCUGCCGUACGGGCAGAGCGCACCUCUCGAGUCGGCGAACGUAACGUCGUCGCGGCUACGUUGAAGGGCAGACUCCACGCUUGGAAUGUACACCGCGGUGGACACCAUGACACGAUUGUGGAAGCAGACAUGCAAGAAGAGAUUAUCCAGGCGAUUCGCGAUGUUGACCCCUCAGCUACCGACUUCCAGCCGGAGACGUUCGAGGUUGUCGACUUUGCUUUCGUUCCCAAGGGCUUGGAAGCCAAGUAUCGGGACAUGAGCAGACUCAGCAACGCCAUGGCUUCGGAAGACAAGAACCUACAGCAUCUCUUACUUCUCGCCAGCUUCACCAAGAAGAAGGAGUCGCAUUACUCUUUGGUUGAGGUCAUCCUUUCCCCAGCCUCCGCGCAAGUCGGCAUGGUUCGUCCGAUUUCCUCAUACAAAGCGCGCUUCAAUCCUGCGAACCCUGUGCAGUCCACCAGGCCUCGCUUACAUCUCCCUCGACCGGCCCUUGUAGCUUUUGUCGUUUUCGACAAGGCUGUAGUUGUGGCAUCUAUCGGCAACCCUCCGGAAUCACCAGACGCCCAGCUCCAAGAGGAUAACCACAUAAUUCCUCCCACUUACGAGGAUGUCAUCACUCUUUCGGAUAACAAUCAGUCAGAGAUCUUGGGAUCUGGUUUUGAAGAGCCUCAGACGGCGAAUGCUGGCCAUGAAGAGUCGAGGAGCCGUCAAAAGACGAAGAACCCAGCAGUCGUUCUGAUGGUCCGCGGUACCGGUAUCGUGCGACUAACAACAACAGACAUAGACAGAUUUGGUAGUGACCAGCCGCCCAAGGUCACGCCAAAGAGCAAGCUUGAGCAAGCCGUCUUUUUUGGGAACAAGCAAGAUACCCCCUUGAUUUUCGACGGAAGGAAGGGCGUUCAAUUUUCGGAUGAGGAGGUCUCUGAAGCUGCGCUACAACUCAGCCACGAAAUCAUGAGCUCAUCGACAUCGCACAUUUCAUCUCUACCGGCAUCUCUGGAAGACAACCUCAGCACCCGCUGUCAGACUCUCGAUCGGUUGAUGUCUCACCUAAAGACAACAAAGGUCAAGCUGGACCGUCGCACUCGUUGGCUUCUGCUUUCGCAUGCCGAAAAGAUGAUGGUGGCAACAGUUUUAUGGAAGCGCCAUGAGGCCUUUACGAACGAGCGACCUGCCAACGACAAGAAGGACCUGAUUGCCGAGAUUGUCGAGUUCAUUCACCAAGACGAAAAGACGAACCCGAACCGCAGCGUAGGCGAAGUCGAUCGCGUCAGGCAUUGGUUCGUCCAUGACGUUGGUAAGCUUGAGAUCUUCAUCGCCUGGGCCUACGAAGUGAUCAAGUACAUGUAUAAAGACCACAUCAUGGACGAUGCCAAAAUUACUCGACUCAUGUACGAGGCUCAGCAAGUCAAUCUGGUCGCCCUCAUGACAGCGCUAGAGUACCGGCAAAAGAAGCUCUCUUUCUACGGCCUCGAAGACGAAGAGCUGCAAUUCGGCAUCUUGCGCGACAACUACGAUGGUCUCGCGGAACCUUGGACCGGAUGCCAUUACAUCUGUAACAACCUGAAGCGGCUGCUUGAGCUGAGUCACACGUGGCUUGAUCAAUACUACCCUCCCAAGGAGAAGACCAAGGACAAGGCUAAGCAGCCGGACCCUGCGCUCCUGGAGAAGAUCAACUCAGAGAUUGCAAAUUUGAGCGACCUGUACCUCGUGUCGCUACUCGAGGCAUCUCGAUGGAACGCUGUACAGCAGGACGCCAAGGCGCAGAAGUGGUCAGAGCAUCUCUCCAAGCUCUACGAUUCGGACCGAAACGACAAGGUUCUCUCACUUCUCCGCCUCGGCAAGUGGGACGAGAGUAUCAACAUUGCCGAGAAGCACCGAUGCUGGAGAGCACUGGCUUUGGCUAUGAUUGAACAGAUCAACAGUCUCAGGAGUGAGGCGACAGUAUCACGGUCACAAGUCGAUGCUCGCGAACUCACUAAGCAAGCGGAGCUGAAAGAGAAGCAAAUUGGUGUGUACUUUGACAAGUAUGGCGAGGCUUUUGCGUUCCCCACGUACGACAUUCUGCUCGACAAUGCCGGUGUUCAGGCCGUGUUGGACUUCAGUCACGACAACCAUGGAUACAGGACAAACUUCCUACGCAACAAACCUGAACUCGCCAAGAUUUCGUGGAUCAACGACAUCCAACGUGAGCGUGACAUUGAGCAUGCGGCGGAGACUCUUUUCGACCUUGGCAUCACCCGCGAGCAGCAGGUCUGGAACAAGAAGAUCGAACUCAGUCUCGGGAAGCUAGCUUUGUUAGCUGAAUCUGAGAAGCCUGCCUCGUCCGAUCUCUUCAGCCUCAAGAACGCCAACGUUGAGGUUGAGGGAACAUCCGACGAAAAGAUUGAGAUCAUCGACGAUCAGCUUCGUAUCAUCAAGAUUCAAGAUCAGCUCUACGCCCAGAUCUUCCCUUCUGUUCAGAUGGCUGUAGAUGAAAGCGCCGAGCUGCAACUGGCCAUGGAAAAUCACUGUCUUCAUCUCCCAAAGAAACAAAAGGCACUGAUCCAGGUCUUCGAGAGCAGCAUGAGAAGGCUCCUUAAGCACGAGGCUCUUGAUGCCAUGUCCCUCAUUGACCUACUCACUCUUAUUCAGCUACCAGCUGAGACAGCCGCCGACAUUGACGAUCCUUUCUAUCUGGCUCUUGAGGCCGCCUCAUUAGGCCUGAAGGGCGAGGAGCUGAAGGAGGCCAAGCGUUUGAUUUGGAGACGCUGCUUUAUCCGCGAUGACUGGACCAAGCUUAACGACACCCAAUUGAAGGACGAUUCGUUUGUUGGAGAGAAGUUGACCAGGACUACGCUCUUCAGUGCUUUCAUUUCGUGCUACCAAAAACGUAGGUAUCAUCGAUUCGCUCGCACGAAACCAGUCGCUAACUACCAAACAGAGAGAAUCGAUGAGCCGUUCCAGCCAACAAGACCUUCCGACGCGUUGGGAGCAUUCGUGGAGGACCUUGACGGCCGCUGGGCCAGCUGGGAGAAGUCUUACAGGGACAAACUCCUGGAUGCAAUGAAGUGGGAGGACUCGGUCCUGCGCAAAUACAUCGACAAGGCGCGUUUGGAAGAAUGGACUCGCACGACGGCCGAGUCUGCCGAGUCGUUGGUUGCGGAUACGGUGGACGAGGCUACUCGGGCCGCUACGGAGGACAUUCCGGAUCUGCAGACGAAUGGUAAGGCGAAUGGCUUGCACUAGGAUGUGGAGGCAUUUCAGCAACAAGAUGGUGUGCUCUACUUGUCUGGGUCAAGCAUCUCGUCAAAGAACUCCAAGUUCGGUGCUGGGUGGGGAUCCUUAUUCUGAGUAUGGGUUACAAGGUCGUGCAACAUCUCCUCGUCAAUGAGGAUUGUUAUUUCUUUAGUUCUGGGGACUUUGGGGAAGUCGGGUUUUGGGUGUAACUUUAACAGCUCUCAAUGAGGCUGAGGCAUUGGUUUUUUUUGACUUUCCUUUACAUGAGCCCGAAGAAAUGUGCCAUGGCACUUGGACUCCUUUUUUCUUCUACAUCAAUAACGAAUCGGAAGGGGCGUGGGAGAGGCAGGGACAUUCACAAAAAUCAGAAGUUGAGGGAUGCAGGCAGACAGACAUGCAAAGCAAGCAAUACGACGAUUCAGAUUACCAGAUAAAAAAAUACACGAUUGGGGCGGGCUUGCCCAUCUUAUUUCGA